Nyctereutes procyonoides (raccoon dog) is the source of this 1219-nucleotide messenger RNA. It is a transcript of the gene CUNH9orf78, whose product is annotated as chromosome unknown C9orf78 homolog. Bases 88 to 957 code for a protein of 289 amino acids. Gene Ontology annotation, cellular component: spliceosomal complex. The record is from RefSeq and is a predicted model, not a curated record. The transcript is spliced from 9 exons. Lineage: Eukaryota; Metazoa; Chordata; Mammalia; Carnivora; Canidae. Gene Ontology annotation, biological process: mRNA splicing, via spliceosome.
UGCGCUCUGACCGCACUGCUACGCGCCGGAAGCAGCCCCGGCCGGGGAACUGGGGCGCGGCGGCGGGACCGCGGGGCCGGCGCUACCAUGCCGGUCACCGGCAAGAGUUUCCGCCGGCGCCGGGCCGACUCGGAGUCGGAGGAAGAUGAGCAGGACUCAGAGGAGGUUCGAUUAAAACUGGAAGAGACUCGCGAGGUGCAAAACUUGAGGAAGAGGCCCAACGGGGUGAGUGCUGUGGCCCUGCUGGUAGGAGAGAAGGUACAAGAAGAGACCACCCUAGUGGAUGAUCCCUUUCAGAUGAAGACAGGUGGUAUGGUGGACAUGAAGAAACUGAAGGAAAGAGGCAAAGAUAAGAUCAGUGAAGAGGAAGACCUCCACCUGGGGACGUCAUUUUCCGCAGAAACCAACAGAAGGGAUGAGGAUGCCGACAUGAUGAAGUACAUUGAGACAGAGCUGAAAAAGAGGAAAGGGAUUGUGGAACAUGAAGAACAGAAAGUCAAGCCGAAGAAUGCAGAGGACUGUCUCUACGAACUUCCAGAAAACAUCCGUGUUUCCUCAGCAAAGAAGACCGAAGAGAUGCUUUCCAACCAGAUGCUGAGCGGCAUCCCCGAGGUGGACCUGGGCAUCGAUGCUAAAAUAAAAAAUAUCAUUUCCACGGAGGAUGCCAAGGCCCGUCUGCUGGCAGAGCAGCAGAACAAGAAGAAAGACAGUGAGACAUCUUUCGUGCCCACCAACAUGGCCGUGAAUUAUGUGCAGCACAACCGAUUUUAUCAUGAGGAGCUCAAUGCCCCCAUACGGAGAAACAAAGAUGAGCCCAAAGCCCGACCCUUGAGAGUGGGUGACACCGAGAAGCCAGAGCCUGAGCGAUCCCCUCCUAACCGCAAGCGUCCUGCUAAUGAGAAGGCCACUGACGACUAUCACUAUGAGAAGUUCAAGAAGAUGAACAGACGGUACUAAGGGUGGGAGAAGGGAGAAGUUGCAGACUGGGAUGUAAAUAGUGUUGUCCCUCCCAUAUUCCCUUGACGAAAUGCUUCUUGAACAGAAGUUUGCUUCUGUUCUAUUUGCUAGCAGACCAUUCCAAAAACAGACUCUUAGUCCUGCUGCUUACAUGCUGGAUUUUUCAGGCACUGCAUUUAUAACCUUUUGAAACAAUGUGUAGUUUCCUUAUUUGGAGGCAAAUUCUAUUCUUGUGAGCAUUAUUAAAUCUUGUUUGUAAAUA